AUGAGUGAAAACGAGGAUGCACAAAUAUUAUCUUUAAAUACUCUUCUACAAAAAAUUGUAAAUGAACCAAAUUAUUCUUCAACAUUAGUAGCAUCAAACGAAUAUGAAGAUAUUUUGCGUAACCUUUCUUCCAACUCACAAAAAAUAAAACCUUUGUCGUUGUUAAUUUUAACGAAAUUAUUUGAAAAUGCACAAAAAAAUAAAAAUUCUAUGGAAUUAUUUAAACAAAAUAGUUCAAAAUUUAUUAUUAAAUGGCUAAAUUCAACUAAAAAACAAGAAAAAUUAUACGGAUAUGGUGCACUCGAAUCAAUUUUUCAAAUAUCUUGCGAUAUUGGUUCUUUCAUUUUGUUAAAGGAUGGUAUUUUAGAAGAUAUAAUGGAUUGUAUCGAAUAUGAACAUGAAGAUGUUCAAAGAGCUAUUACUGAAAUAAUAUCUGUGGCUUGCUCACAAAAGGAUUGUAGGGCUUUAGUAGCAAUCCAUUGUCAAAAAUAUUUAACAAGUUUAAUGACUAGCAACAAUCAAAAACUAAAAACUUUAGCGGCUGUUGCAUUAACAAAAAUUUUGUUAGAUGAAAAAGCCUCAGAACAACAACAAAAUGACAAUAAAAUUUCAGUAAUUGACGAAAAUGAGACGCUUUUGGCAGGUCUAUUUCAAAAUAUGGUUUUGGAUACUGAUUCGGAAAUCACCGCCCGUAUAAAUGCUAUUGAAGGAUUAGCUUAUUCUAGUUUAAAACCCGCAGUGAAAGAAACGAUCGCUUAUCAUCCAACAUUGUUAAAAGAAAUAUUUAAACUUGUGCAAGACUCGGAGAAGACGAAUAAUGCAUUAUUUUAUGGAGUAGCAGUUAUCUUGGCUAAUGUUACCACAUACAAGAAAAAAAUGAACGAAUCUGAAGAACAGAUUCUCAAAUUAAAGAAAAUGUCAGGAGAAAGCUUAAAGAUCGAUCAAGAUCCUAUAGAUGAUGACGAAUAUGUGAUUAAUCGGACGAAACAAGUUAUGAAAUCUGGUGUCAUUCGUCCAUUAAUUAUCAUGACAAAAAAUUCUAGUCAAGCGAUUCGACAAUUAGUGGCAAAAGUAUUUCUUAAUCUUGCAACAGAUCAAAGUAAUCGAGGUGCAAUUGUUCAGCAAGGCGGCAUAAAAGCUUUGAUCCCAUUAGCUACUAAAAAUACAAAAGAAGUUACCGAGCUUGCAAGUCACGCUUUGGCAAAAAUUGCCAUUACAAUGGAUCCAAAUUUGGCAUUUCGUGGUGAAAGAGCUUCAGAUCUUGUACGUCCUUUUCUUUCUUUAUGUCAAGGAGGAAGUGAACUUUGCCAAUUUGAAGCUUUGAUGGCUUUAACAAAUUUAGGAAGUUUAGAUAAUGAUAUUCGAAUGCGGAUACAUGACGCUAAAGGAAUCCCAAUUAUAGAAAAUUUACAAUUUUCUGAUAAUGUCAUGAUUCGUCGGGCAGCAACUGAAUGUCUAUGUAAUAUGAUGUUUUGCGAACCGGUUUAUAAUAUGUAUAGUGAUCCUCAAAUGUCAUCGAACAAAAUUAAAAUAUUAGUUGCACUUUCUGAUGUUGAAGAUUUUGAAACUCGACGAGCAGCUAGUGGUGCUUUGGCAAUUUUAACAACAAGUCCCGAUGUUUGUAAUAUGAUUGUUGAUCGACCACGUGGAAUAGAAAUAUUAAAAGACUUAAUUUCUGAAGAAUCGGUGGAAAUGCAACAUCGUAGUGUUGAAUGUUUCAAAAAUAUUUCAAAAGUUAGCAAAGAAAUGUGUCAACGAUUAGUUGAAGCUAAAGUCCACGAAAUUUUGAAAUUGUUGAUUAAAAAUUGCAAGACUGAGUCUGUUGUGGCCAUAACUAUCGAAACAUUACAAGAAAUCGCAAAGUAUGACUAUUUACCAAAGAAUGAUACCAAAUAG
This is a messenger RNA of Cetraspora pellucida, 1896 nucleotides long. Lineage: Eukaryota; Fungi; Glomeromycota; Glomeromycetes; Diversisporales; Gigasporaceae. The record is from the annotation of a GenBank genome assembly.